This is a messenger RNA of Trypanosoma grayi, 528 nucleotides long. RefSeq lists its product as hypothetical. Bases 1 to 528 code for a protein of 175 amino acids. The transcript has a single exon. NCBI's taxonomy places the organism in Eukaryota, Euglenozoa, Kinetoplastea, Trypanosomatida, Trypanosomatidae. The record is from RefSeq and is a predicted model, not a curated record.
AUGGGCAAAGUGCCUAAGCGGAGAGACUGCAGGGAAAAUACACGCUUCCAAUCAAUAAGUUUCACGGUCGAGUGCCCGGUUUCCCGGGCUGGGGAACCCAAUGCCAUACGCUACGGUUCUCCCGGAAAAUCGCGCCAUGGCCCGGAUAGAACGCGGCCUGGCUCUCCAGGGAUCAAGCGGAGACCGCUCCUUGGGACGCUGUGCUGCUGGUGUUGCCCACGCCCGUGGAUUGAAAGAUCCCCACGAUCAGGGGUUUUUGGUGAGCAUGGGCGCGUUUAUCCACCGGCAUGUCCCACACGAUCCGCCCUAAUGCGGCAGGCGUGCGCAAAUAAAUUUCCUCCUUCCUCCCUCGGGCAGCGGCGGAAGGUCGUAAAAUUGCAAGAGAAAGAAAAAAAAACCGAUGGCAAGACGCGCCGCCCUUCCGCAAAGAUUUGCCAAAGGGGGGCGGGGGGUGGGGCUGCAGGGUCCUGGGGGCCGGAACCCUAUAGCGUGCUUUUUCCAAAAUGGAAAGGCCCAACAAAAGCAUAG